Teleopsis dalmanni is the source of this 2169-nucleotide messenger RNA. RefSeq lists its product as uncharacterized. Lineage: Eukaryota; Metazoa; Arthropoda; Insecta; Diptera; Diopsidae. The transcript is spliced from 2 exons. Bases 1 to 2169 code for a protein of 722 amino acids. The record is from RefSeq and is a predicted model, not a curated record.
AUGUUUACAGUCAGUAAUCCGAAUAAACCACAAAAGCGAAGACUAGUGUGGGAUGCAGCUGCACAAUAUGACGGAGUCUCGUUAAACGCGUGUUUGGAGAAAGGUCCAGAUCUGCUCACUUCGUUGGUAGAUGUUCUUGUUAAUUUCAGAAUCGGAAAAAUUGGUAUAAGUGGCGACAUAAAAGAAAUGUUUCAUCGAAUACUCGUGAAAGAAGAAGAUCAACAUUCACAACGCUUCCUGUGGAGAAAUUGUGACGAUAGCAGACCCCCAGACGUUUAUUUGCUACUAGUUAUGAGUUUUGGGGCAACAUGUUCACCUUCGUUGGCACAUCUGGUAAAAAAUAGCAAUGCACGCGAAUACGAAACCGAGUUUCCGCUAGCAGUGAAAUGUAUUUUACAAAUGCAUUAUGUAGAUGACAUGCUGGAUAGCGUCGACACAGUGGAGGAAGCGAUUAAUCUAGUCAAUGAGGUUAGAAAUAUUCAUAAAAAAGCAAAUUUCCAUAUUCGCAAUUGGGUUUCAAAUUCUAACGCGGUGCUGCAAGCUAUAGGUAACCAAGGCCAGGAAUUUCAAUUUUGCUCGGCCGGAAGGCGUAUAGACCAUACAUUUGAGGUAGAGAAGGUAUUGGAAAUCCAUUGGCAAACCGACACUGAUAUGCUCACAUUUGAUCUGAAGUUUACCAAAGUCACUGAGGAUGUUCUAAGUGAAUAUAGAUUACCUACGAAGAGAGAGUUGCUACGAUUGAUGAUGUCAAUAUUCGACCCUUUAGGGGUGUUUACCUUUUACAUUAUUGACGUAAAAAUUUUGUUUCAAAAAGUUUGGCGAAGUGGAGUUAGCUGGGAUGACGCUAUUCCUAAUGAGCUAGUCGAUGAGUGGAACAAAUGGCUGUCGCUGCUUGGCGGUGUGAAAAAUGUGAAGAUACCGAGAUGUUACUUCGCUACGGUUAAUAAGGAUGCAGACUCCAUUGAAUUACAUGUCUUUGCGGACGCAAGUGAGGUUGCAUAUACAGCGGUGGUGUACCUAAGAGCGAAGAUUCGCAACAACAUAGAUGUUUCCUUGAUAUGUUCUAAAGCAAAAGUUGCACCAUUACGACCAAUAUCAAUUCCAAGACUGGAACUACUCGUGGCGGAAUUGGGAGCACGCCUAGGAAACAACAUCAAAAGGUCAAUAGACUUCAAAGUGACCAGUAUAACGUAUUGGAACGAUUCAAAGGCUGUUCUAUCGUGGAUAAAAUCUGACCCACGAGAUUACAAACAAUUUGUAAUGUUCCGCAUAGCAGAAAUCCAGGAGUUGUCCGAGGCGGAACAAUGGCGGUACAUUCCUACUAAAUUAAAUGUUGCGGACUUGGCUACAAAACAAACUAGUAAUUCAGACCUUACUUGGAAAAACCCUGGGUAUAAGGGACCGAAGUUCCUGUAUGAAGCAGAAACUUGUUGGCCAAAUAAUGUUGGCGUACAGAAAUAUAACGAAGAUUCUGAAAUCAGAAAGCAACGAUUGUUGGUGGCUCAUGUAGCAGAGGAGGAACCUCUCAUAGAUGUCUACCGAUUUUCAAAGUGGGAACGUUUAAAAUCUGUAAACCAAUGCUUGUCAGUCGAGGAACUGAAAUGGAGUGAAAAUUUUUUGUACCAGACAGCCCAGUUACAGGAUUACAAGAAAGAAAUGACCGCAUUAAGUAGAGACGCUAAUAUUACUCUUUCUAAAAUUAGCCCUUUGCGAAAACUUUCACCAUUCAUAGAUGCACAGAAUGUUUUAAGAAUGAAAGGUAGCUUAGAUAAAGCCACAUGCAUCGCUGAUUCAACCCAAUUCCCAAUUAUACUAUCAAGGAAAAGCUACAUAACUAAGUUGAUCGUAGACUGGUAUCAUCGAAAAUGGAAACAUUUAAAUCAUGAAACGGUGGUUAACGAAAUCUUUCAGAAAUACGACAUUCUGGGACUGCGUAGACUGUUAAAGCAGGUUAGAAAUAAUUGCCAACAUUGCAAGGUUCGUGAUGCGAGUCCAAAGCCGCCGGAGAUGAGUGUGUUACCAGAAGCACGACUAUCAGCAUACUCCCGACCAUUCUCUCAUGUUGGAAUAAAUUAUUUUGGCCCGUAUACUGUAACAGUAGGAAGACGCUCAGUGAAGCGCUUUUACAUGCCUUACGUGUUGAGCAGUGCAUUUGGAGAUAGCUUAUAG